AUGCAAUAUCACCACGCCAACGUACAUUGGCCAGAUACAGGGAAAACCGGCGUAGAGAUCCUGGCUCUGCCCGACAGUUACAGGCAGUUGUUCAAGCUAUUCGCGGGGGUUCAGCGGCCGUACUACCAGGAGACCUGGGCCAUUGUUACUGCGUGCCACGGUCUCGCUCAACAGUGGGAAAGCCUGCGUUUGGCGAUCGGUGGCCCAGACGCGUUCGAUCAGGUAAUCCAGAGAUCGACGACUGCGCUGAAAGCGGCCGCGAAGACGACCUUUUCACCCGAGACCGUGUUCGAUUACUCCGCUGAUGCCGUCAAAGAAGCGCAAGACGCAAUCACUGCGGCUGCGGCGGAGAUUCAACUUGCCCACAGGCUAGAAAAGAUUGAAGACACGACGAAGUUCGUGUCUGCUUUCGGAGAAGCUAGAGCCAAAGACCAAAUGCGUCUGGAUGACUUUAAAGCGCGCUUGGCGGGUGAACGUCCGGUGAAUGAGAAGCGGGACAUGAUCACGAUCGAAGUCAACAUCCAAGCCAUUGGCCAGAUCAAAGCGCAGAUGAUGAAUUGCACUCUCAGUUCCACCGAUUCGUUGAGCCGGUUGCUGUAUCAAGUCGGCGAUCAACUCUCCACGGCCGAGGCAGCCGUUCUGAGAAAGGACGGGGCCUUCAAGAAGGCAGUGACAGAUAUUGAUGAGAUCAACAGCCCUACACCGGUUAGCGCGCUGCAAGGCAAGGUAUUUUUGGUCAACAGGGUACAUGAGACUGCAAAGCCGGCUGCAUUCUCUUGACCGGCGCGUGAUCCUGACCAGGACUGACAUGGUUUUCAAUACAUCGAUGUCUUGCCUCCGCAAAUAUUGUA
This is a messenger RNA of Mycena citricolor, 851 nucleotides long. Lineage: Eukaryota; Fungi; Basidiomycota; Agaricomycetes; Agaricales; Mycenaceae. The record is from the annotation of a GenBank genome assembly.